AGUAGGAAGAAAGUCACUUUUCUACUCGAUCCGUUUCUUUCUUUCGACUUUUUGUGUUUGCAACUAUUUGGUGAUAAACGAAGCUUGCAAUUUGCUUCCAUUCCUGUGGCCGAAAUCGCGGACGGGUUACACAAACAUCAUCUUCUGGUCGGGAUAUUCUUGCGUUGCGUGCGAAAACUGCGAAGAAGGCGUGCGAGAGAAAUUAAAAUCGUCGAAAUUCGUCUACUAACACAGGUGUGACAUAUUCCUCAUCGCUGUACGGAUUCCGCUAACCGUGCAAGGUGUUCUUGGGACGAGCAGCAGGCGGCAGAGAGACAUCGAUAGUGGGAAAAUUCAUUUCGUCUGUACCGCAACGAAACAUCCAAAGGCGCACCAGAAAUCGACUGGAACACCGUCGUUCCGAUGUCUAAAUUAAACUCUCACGGGGCUACAGGGCUUAAAAAUAUCAAUCUCGAAGAGAUAUGGACCGAUCUAGAAGGCGGCAUCAAGCAGGUCUACAAGCGGGAACAUAGCCUCGGCAUCGCCCGCUACAUGGAGCUCUACACACAUGUUUACAACUACUGCACGAGCGUCCACCAGCAACCGAGCUGUCGUACCGCAGCGUCAAAAGUAUCGAAAAAGGGUCUAACCGCGCCACCCGGUGGUGCUCAGCUGGUGGGUCAGGAGCUGUACAAGCGACUGAAGGAAUUCCUAGAGAACUAUCUCGUACGGUUGCACCAAAAUGGCAUCGAUUUGAUGGACGAGGAAGUGCUGAGCUUCUACACCAAGCGCUGGGAGGAGUAUCAGUUCUCCAGCAAAGUGUUGAACGGUGUCUGCGCCUAUCUCAACCGACACUGGGUGAAACGUGAGUGCGAGGAGGGUCGCAAGGACGUGUACGAGAUUUACCAGCUGGCGUUGGUCACCUGGCGCGGCAACCUCUUCAAGCAUCUCAACAAACAAGUGACUAACGCUGUACUGAAGCUGAUCGAACGCGAGCGAAAUGGCGAAACGAUCAACUCACGUCUGGUUUCGGGUGUCAUCAACUGCUACGUCGAACUUGGGCUUAACGAGGAAGAUCCGCACGCCAAGGGACAGAAUUUGUCCGUCUAUAAGGAAAGCUUCGAAAACAUUUUCCUGGAGGACACAGAACGGUUCUAUACUCGUGAAAGUGCCGAGUUUCUGCGGGAGAAUCCUGUCACCGAGUACAUGAAGCGAGUGGAGUUGCGCUUGAAUGAGGAGCAAAAGCGCGUCCAAGUUUAUCUGCACGAGAGCACUCUGGAGCGUUUGGCAGAAAAAUGCGAACGGGUGCUGAUUCAGAACCAUCUCGAUCAGUUCCGAACGGAGUUUCAGAACUUACUAGACUCGGACAAGAAUCAGGACUUGGGCAGGAUGUACUCGCUCGUUGCUCGAAUUAAGGCGGGUCUGUUUGAGCUGAAAGAGAUACUGGAAACACACAUUCACAACCAAGGCUUGGCCGCCAUAGAGAAGUGCGGUGAUUCUGCUGUCAAUGAUCCAAAAGUUUACGUCCAAACCAUUCUGGAGGUUCACAAAAAAUACAAUGCCCUUGUACUUACUGCGUUCAACAACGACAGCGGUUUCGUGGCGGCGCUUGAUAAGGCAUGCGGCAAAUUCAUCAACACGAAUGCCGUCACCGAGCUUAGUAGAAGCGCCAGUAAGAGCCCCGAACUGUUGGCCAAAUACUGUGAUCUACUGCUAAAAAAAUCGAGCAAAAACCCGGAAGAAGCCGAACUGGAGGAUACUCUCAAUCAAGUGAUGGUUGUUUUUAAGUACAUCGAAGACAAGGAUGUGUUCCAGAAGUUCUAUAGUAAGAUGCUGGCAAAGCGCCUCUGUCAUCACAUGUCGGCCAGCGACGACGCAGAAGCAUCCAUGAUUUCCAAGUUGAAGCAGGCAUGCGGUUUCGAGUACACUAGCAAGUUGCAGCGCAUGUUCCAGGACAUUGGGGUGUCGAAGGAUCUUAACGAGCAGUACCGGCAGCACCACGAGAAACUGAAGGAUACUCGAGGCACAGGACAGAACGAAAUCGAUUUCAGUAUCCUGGUGCUGUCUUGCGGGUCGUGGCCAUUCAAUCAAAGUUUUACCUUCUCCUUGCCUUUUGAGCUGGAACAAUCCGUUCACCGAUUCAACAACUUCUACGCCAAGCAACAUUCCGGGCGCAAGCUAAACUGGUUGUAUAACAUGUGUCGCGGAGAACUCAUUACCAACUGCUUUCGAAUGCGAUACACGCUACAGGCCAGUACCUUUCAAAUGGCCGUUUUGCUACAGUUCAACGAGGAAACUGUGUGGAGUAUUAAGCAGUUGGGAGAAAAUACUGGCAUUAACAAUGAAAAUCUUGUACAAGUGCUGCAAAUUUUACUCAAAACCAAGCUUUUGACCUGCUACGACGACGAAGCCAAAUUGCAGCCAAGUUCAACGAUUGAGCUGAACAGAGACUUUAAGAAUCGAAAGCUUCGUAUCAACAUCAAUUUCCCGCUCAAGACGGAACUGAAGGUAGAGCAAGAGGCGACUCACAAAAACAUCGAAGAAGAUCGCAAGAUUCUCAUCCAGGCCGCCAUCGUAAGGAUCAUGAAGAUGCGCAAGAUACUGAACCAUACGCAGCUCGUCGGCGAAGUGCUGAAUCAACUGUCAACGCGGUUUAAACCGAAGAUUCAAGUGAUUAAGAAAUGCAUUGAUAUUCUGAUAGAGAAAGAAUAUCUAGAGCGCCAGGAAGGACAAAAGGAUACCUACAGUUAUCUGGCCUGAUCAGUGAUAGUUUUAAUCUGUAGUGUAGUUAUCUAAUCGCGUACUUUCAAUAUGUCGUCCUUAAGUUACAUAAGCGUACAAAAAAAAAAACAAAAAAAAAUCGGUAGCGGACAGAACAAAAC
Messenger RNA from Anopheles cruzii, 2861 nucleotides. RefSeq names its product cullin-1 (gene Cul1). Gene Ontology annotation, biological process: SCF-dependent proteasomal ubiquitin-dependent protein catabolic process; protein ubiquitination. The transcript has 12 exons. NCBI's taxonomy places the organism in Eukaryota, Metazoa, Arthropoda, Insecta, Diptera, Culicidae. The record is from RefSeq and is a predicted model, not a curated record. Gene Ontology annotation, cellular component: SCF ubiquitin ligase complex. Bases 403 to 2739 code for a protein of 778 amino acids. Gene Ontology annotation, molecular function: ubiquitin protein ligase binding.